CGGGUGGCAACGAGGCCCCGCCCUCCCAGGAGGCACGUGACUCAUGGAGGACGUGUGGCCGGCGCGCGGACCAGGAAGGAAGCUCUGGACUUGCGCUUGGAUUGUUUGAGGUAUCUUUAUUAAAAUGGAGGCUCUGUGACUACGCUCUACGAUUUGCACUCUUGAUCUACCAUUGUUGUUCAGGCACAGUGCUAAAGGCUGGAGGAAAUGUGACUGGGCAAUCUCUUUAACUGGCUGUGCUUAAGAAACCAGUCAUGGUGGAUGUUGGAAAGUGGCCUGUGUUCAGCUUGCUUUCUCCGCAGGAAAUUAAAUCGAUUCAUCAAGCCUGUGUAUUUGGUACUUCAGCUACUGAGGCUAUUUACGUAACAAAAAAUGAUGAUGUGUUUGCACUUGGGGUGAAUUGCAGCAACUGCCUAGGAAUUGGAGAUGGUCAGAGUGUAGUUACACCAAAGAAAAUAGAAGCUUUGUGUGGGAAGAAAAUAAUUUCUCUCAGUUAUGGAAGUGGACCACAUAUUUUACUUGCAACUAAAGAUGGAGAGACCUACUCCUGGGGCCUCAACAGUUAUGGCCAGCUGGGUAAUGGAACAACUGGUCCUGGUUCAUUACCUUUCCUUGUUUCUAGCAUGUUCGAUGACAAAAAAGCAGUGGAGGUUGCUUGUGGUUCCAAUCAUUCUAUGGUUCUAACAACAGAAGGGGAGGUUUAUUCCUGGGGUUAUAACAACUGUGGACAAAUUGGAUCAGGAUCUACUGCAAGCCAGGCAACGCCACGGAGAGUGACACACUGUUUGCAGAACAAGAGGGUUGUCGCUAUCGCCUGUGGUCAGAUAUUCUCCAUGGCUGUAGUAGACAAUGGAGAGGUGUAUAGUUGGGGUUACAAUGGCAGUGGUCAACUGGGCACAGGAGUUAAUGGAAACCACCUUACCCCUUGCAGAGUGACUGCAUUACAAGGAAUUUGUGUCCUUCAGAUUGCCUGUGGUUCCGCUCACACACUCGCACUAACAGAUGAGGGCUUGUUGUAUACGUGGGGAGCUAAUACAACUGGGCAGCUGGGUAUUGGGAGUAAAAUCAACCAGCUGGUACCAGUGCUGAUCACUUUGGAGAAAGAAAGGAUUGUGGAGAUUGCCGCCUGCCAUUCCACUCACACCUCAGCUGCUAAGACCCAGAGUGGUCAGGUGUACAUGUGGGGCCAUUGCCGUGGCCAAUCAGUCACCUCUCCACGUCUCACUCACUUCUCCUGUACGGAUGAUGUGUUUGCCUGCUUUGCCUUGCCAGCAGUUACGUGGCGCCUCUUGUCCAUAGAGCAGGAUGAUCAUCUGACUGUAGCUCAGUCUCUGCACAAGGAGUUUGACAGCUUGGAAAUGUCAGAUUUAAAGUUCUGUGUGGAAGGAAAAUUCAUCCAUGUUCAUAAAGCUGUUCUAAAAAUCAGAUGUGAACAUUUUCGAACUAUGUUUCAAUCCUACUGGAGUGAAGAUGAAAAAGAGGUGAUUGAGAUUGACCAGUUUAGCUACCCUGUGUACCGUGCCUUUCUAGAAUAUUUGUACACAGACUCUGUCAACCUACCUCCCGAGGAUGCAAUAGGGCUCCUGGAUCUGGCUACUUCUUACUGUGAAAACAAGGUGAAGAAACUGUGCCAGGAGAUAAUUAAGAGAGGUAUUACUGUGGAGAAUGCGUUUUUAUUGCUCUCAGCAGCUGACCGAUAUGAUGCCAAGGAUUUAGAAGAAUUUUGCUUCAAAUUCUGUAUGAAUCAUUUGACUGCAGUCACCAACACUGAUGCAUUUUGGCAAAUGGAUGGAGCUCUCUUGAAAGAAUUCAUUGGAAAAGCAAGCAAAUGUGGAGCUUUCAGAAACUGAAUUAGUUGUGUAGAUAUACUCAAGUGAUGUUACACAUGCACUUUUUCCCAUAACUUAAUGGAAAAUUGAUACAACUUUUGUAGAAUAUUCCAACUAGCCUAACUGUAUAAAGUUAUACAACUGCCAGUGUGAUAUGGAUAACAGAUGGAUAUAAAGGUUUGGCAUAUUCGCAGAAAAUUGCAGUCACAUAAAUUAAUUUGUCCAAUGUGGUUGAAAAGAUUGGACUUCAAUUGUAGCUCAUUGCUUGACUGCACUUAGUUUCCUGGAUGUACAUAAUUACAUGUCUGAUCUCUUGUGCAGCAAAUAAAAUGUUUAUAAUGAA
This is a messenger RNA of Carcharodon carcharias (great white shark), 2172 nucleotides long. It is a transcript of the gene rcbtb1, whose product is annotated as regulator of chromosome condensation (RCC1) and BTB (POZ) domain containing protein 1. Bases 255 to 1850 code for a protein of 531 amino acids. The record is from RefSeq and is a predicted model, not a curated record. Lineage: Eukaryota; Metazoa; Chordata; Chondrichthyes; Lamniformes; Lamnidae. Gene Ontology annotation, molecular function: protein binding. The transcript is spliced from 13 exons.